Auanema sp. JU1783 is the source of this 684-nucleotide messenger RNA. NCBI's taxonomy places the organism in Eukaryota, Metazoa, Nematoda, Chromadorea, Rhabditida, Rhabditidae. The record is from the annotation of a GenBank genome assembly.
AUGGCCGAACCAGCAAUGGAGCCUAGAACACUAGUAUUCCGUUGGAUAACCAUUCAUAGCCAUAUAUUCUAUAGUCUGAUGACAUGUUACCUCAUUGUUUUGAUUGAGUGUACUUUUCAUUCUUAUAAAAUGCUGCAAGUAACGUCCGUAGGUUUGCCUGAGAAGGCUGGGAACAACACAACAAGUGAAAAAGUUUUUGAUUUGGGAAUAAUCAUAGGAUCAAGUGUGAUGCAUGGAUUGUCGUUAAUAUGCAUUCUGGUUUGCUCCUGCUUGCUAGAAGUUAGAACGUUUUACCAAGCGACACCUCCAAUGUUGAUUACUAUCAUAUCGACUUUCAAUGUUGUCCUGAACGUUUUCGGAUCUGUUCUCCUUAUGAUCAAAUCAGAUGUACACCGAUUGUUUUCAGCGAAAGCUGGUUCCUUUGCUUAUAUGGUCAGAGGAGCUUUUUACAUUUCAAUUUUUUCCUUAAUGUUAUCCAUCACUUCUUCACUUCUAAACAUAUUCUUUCCAUCUCGACAUUCCGUGAAAUACAGUGAAAACAAUAAGGAUGAUGGAAAGACAACGUUAACUAUGGGGACAAAGGGAGAGAUAUCUGAAGCAGCAGUUAUUACUCAAGAGAAAGCACAAGUUCCAAAAGAAACAGCGAAGCCAGCAGGAGAUUUAGGAGCCUUCAUGACAUACUGA